CACCUUUCAUAUAUAGUGGCAGAUUGAGUUAUCCCUCUUUAUUUUGAAUAAUCACAUUUUACCCAUGUAUGUAUAGCACCUUAUAAUUUAUUUUCAGUUAUGUUUCGCCUUUAUGAUGCUGAUGGUAAUGGACUACUAGACUCAUCAGAGCUUGAUUGUAUAGUCAAUCAGAUGAUGUCUGUCGCAGAAUACCUCGGCUGGGAUGUUUCAGAGCUCAAACCAAUAUUACAAGAUAUGAUGAUAGAAAUAGACUAUGACUCGGAUGGUACUGUUACAUUAGAAGAAUGGAAAAGAGGGGGAAUGACUACCAUACCAUUACUUGUGCUUCUUGGUUUAGAUACAAAUGUUAAAGAUGAUGGAACCCAUGUGUGGAGAUUGAAGCAUUUCAACAAACCAGCUUACUGUAACUUAUGUCUUAAUCUGCUAGUUGGCCUUGGCAAGCAAGGUUUGUGCUGUACAUUUUGUAAAUACACCGUUCAUGAGCGUUGUGUACAUCGUGCUCCUGCAUCCUGCAUCACAACCUAUGUGAAAUCCAAAAAGACUUCACAGGUGAUGAAUCAUCAUUGGGUAGAAGGCAAUUGUUCUGGAAAAUGUGACAAGUGUCAUAAAUCUAUAAAAUCUUACAAUGGGGUCACAGGGCUACAUUGUAGAUGGUGCCACGUCACACUGCACAAUAAAUGUGCAUCACAAGUGAAGCCAGAGUGUGAUUUAGGAGAUUAUCGGGAACAUAUACUGCCACCAACUGCAAUAUGUCCAGCAGUUUUAGACAGAAAGACUGGGGAGAAGAAGGUGUUAACUCGGACAGAUUCUGCAGUUUUUGAUGGCUCUGCUGGUCAGAGUUCAUUUCAGAUAAGUCCAGUUGAAAAUGCUCAGCCAUUGUUAGUGUUUGUGAAUCCAAAAAGUGGUGGUAAACAGGGUAGCAAAAUAAUGCGUAAAUUCCAAUAUCUACUAAAUCCAAGACAAGUAUAUGAUUUGAUGAAGGGUGGACCACAAGUUGGGUUGCAGUUCUUCAAAGACGUUAAAUAUUUUAGAAUCCUUGUAUGUGGUGGUGAUGGCACUGUAGGUUGGUUGCUAGAGGCCAUGGAUAAACUGAACUUUGAACCUCAACCUCCUGUUGCUGUGUUACCCCUUGGGACUGGAAAUGACCUUGCCAGAUGUUUACAUUGGGGUCGAGGUUAUGAGGGUGAAAGUUUACAUAAAGUGUUAGAUCGAAUCUUGCGGGCAGAAACUAUAUUGAUGGAUAGAUGGCAGAUAGAGUUCAGUAAGCCGGAAGAUUGCGAGGAGGAACAAGGCGAUCCAGUACCUUAUAAUAUAAUCAAUAAUUAUUUCUCUAUUGGUGUAGAUGCCUCAAUAUGUCAUAGAUUCCAUCUCAUGAGAGAAAAACAUCCGGAAAAAUUCAAUAGCAGAAUGAAAAAUAAGUUGUGGUAUUUUGAAUUUGGAACAUCCGAGACAUUAGCAGCCACUUGUAAGAAUUUACAUGAAGAUAUAGACAUUAUGUGUGAUGGCUAUUCAUUAGAUUUAGCAAAUGGUCCGUCACUGGAGGGUAUAGCAUUAUUAAACAUACCUAGCAUAUAUGGUGGAACUAACCUCUGGGGAGAUAAUCCUAGCCAAAAGAAGAGAAGAAAAGCUCAGAAACAAAUGAAGAAAGACAAAGAUAAAGAGUUAUCUACAAGUAGCAUGUCCUCUAUAGAACUUGGCAUUGCAGUUCAAGAUGUUGGUGAUAAACAGAUUGAAGUUGUUGGAUUAGAGAACUCUAUGCAUGCAGCCCAGGUGUAUGCUGGACUUCGAGCUUCGGGAAAACGUCUUGCUCAGUGCUCUUCUGUUGUCAUCAGGACUCGGAAGCGAUUUCCAAUGCAGAUUGAUGGUGAACCAUGGAUGCAGCCACCCUGCACUAUCUCUGUGACUCAUCAUAAUCAAGUCCCUAUGAUGAUUGGCCCUCCUUCCAGAAAGAAAUCCUCUAUAUUUAAACUUUUCAAGAUUUAAUGACUGUAUCUCCUUGACCUGCAGUUGCUCAUCUGUUCUCAUUACAGACUACAAACAUACUCACAUCUAUAAAUACCAGCCAAUCAACUUCAGGGAAAACUUUCACUUCAUGUCACAUGAUUUCUCGUGACCAAUCAGUAUGCUUUAUGAAACUUUGGUGUUUUUUUUUUUCUUUUCUUUUUUUUUUCUUUUUAGAUCUUGUGUACUUUUUUAUAUUGAUGUACAUUUUCUAUCAUAAAAUGCUUUUAACAUUAAUAAACAUUUAGUAUAAAUGUUAGUACAGUACUAUGUAUAUGUAGAUAAUUGUGUAUGUGUACAAAUAAUGUAUAUGUCAAUGACAUGAAUUAGAUUAGUAGCUUGGCCAUAAGCUAUGUAAUCAAGUUGAUGUUUGUUACUAUGUAAAAUGCAAUAUACUGAAAUAUUUUUUUUUGUCAUUUGUUAUUUAUUUGUUAAUGACAUACAAUUUUAGAUAAUAUUGAGUUGUUUUUAUACAUAUUUGUUAAUGAUUUUUAAAGUUGUGAAUUGUUAUAUUGUAUGUUUCUGGAGAAUGAAUUUAUAUCUAUUAUCUACAUUAGAAAGCAAAUGUUCAAAAUAUAAAUGUGUUGUUAAUUAUAGUUGUUUACAAAAAUACAGAUAUCUGUAUCAGUUUACCAAAAAAAAAAGAAAUUGAUCCAAUAAAUAAAAAGAAGGUAAAGUAGGAAAAAAAGAGGAGUUUUCAGUAAAUCAGAUUAGAUGUUGAUGAGAUCUUCAGUCCUAUUACUGGUUUACAUUUUCAUAGUUUUGUUAAUUUAGACCCUUAGUUAAUUGCGAGAAAUGAAAAUAAAAAAGAUUAAAAGAAGAUUUUGCAAAAUGUUUUUACUGAAUAGCAUCUUAAAGGUUUAUUUGACAAGUUAAAGAUUUAAAGAAAAAAAUGCUGAUAAACUGGUAUUCAAAAUAUUGGUUAGAUUUUACACAGAAAUUCCAAGUACAUUUUAUUUGCUAGGGACCUAAGGUAUCCAACUUGAAAUUACAAUGAUCUUGUUUGAAUGUCUGUUCCUGGUUUGAUCAUUGCUAUCACAGAGUAAAAUUUGACCAAUCAUGAAGCUGCAUUAUUAAACUGAUUCCCAUUCUCAGUUUUAGAACUUAGCUGUAAUCAGAAA
Ruditapes philippinarum (Manila clam) is the source of this 3122-nucleotide messenger RNA. RefSeq names its product diacylglycerol kinase beta-like. Lineage: Eukaryota; Metazoa; Mollusca; Bivalvia; Venerida; Veneridae. The transcript has 19 exons. The record is from RefSeq and is a predicted model, not a curated record. The coding region runs from base 100 to 1983 and encodes 627 amino acids. Gene Ontology annotation, cellular component: plasma membrane. Gene Ontology annotation, biological process: lipid phosphorylation; intracellular signal transduction; diacylglycerol metabolic process. Gene Ontology annotation, molecular function: ATP-dependent diacylglycerol kinase activity; calcium ion binding.